Messenger RNA from Aspergillus calidoustus, 1503 nucleotides. NCBI's taxonomy places the organism in Eukaryota, Fungi, Ascomycota, Eurotiomycetes, Eurotiales, Aspergillaceae. The record is from the annotation of a GenBank genome assembly.
AUGGCUCGGUUAUCUGGCAGAAGCCGUGGCUGUAGAACAUGCCGUGAGAGGAGGAUCAAGUGCGAUGAGAAGACACCAGAAUGCUCUCAGUGCGUGCGACUGGGCAAGAAAUGCCCUGGGGCAGUGACGGGCCUGAUUGUUUUCGAAGCAACCCCCGUAAACCCAAAAAAGUUCCAGCCAUUGAAAGAAAACAAGCCCCCGUCUUCGCAGGCACCGGCAGCCGCUGUGUCACUAGGUAGCGAUAUUGUGCUAGGAUCUGGGGCACUAGACCCGUUCUCUUCCAUGGCCGUGCCCUUGGACCCCGCCACUAAUGUUUAUUUUCAGCACUUUGUGCUACAUACUGCCAGAUGUUGCUUACCGUACAGUCCGGCAAUCCUGGGUGUAUGGUCCUGGCAGGAGGCCAUGACCCAGCCGGCCAUCCAUUUCGGCGUGCUCUCCAUGGCUGCAUCCCACCGUUUCCAUCUACUGCACGAGGAGAGCGGAAAGAAUACUAGUAUUCAGGAGAUCCGUCGAUCGCUCGAGUACCGCCACGAAAUUCUACGCAUCACCCAAGAAAGCUUGGCGGAGGUAGCCCCGUCGCCUUCCAAGGUCACUUCCAUUGUGGUCAUGAUCGCUUAUCUUCUUUGCAUAGAGGGCGCUAAUGCGAAUUUCGAGGCCAUUGAUGCACAUAUUGCUGGACUCAACGACUUUCUACAGAGCAUCGGCGGUAUCGAUGUCUUGGACCUGCCCACUAUCGCCUUCUUGAUGGGUGUGGAUAUACUUUGUGCGAUAACGAUGGGCACCCCACCAGGACUGCCCGUCUCGCAAAAAUGGGCAGCCGUGGCGAUGGAGCAUCCGGUUAUUCGCGUUUCCUUUUCGCCCAUAGACGAUCCCGAGUCGGACAGCAUACCAAGAGGGAUAUUUAAGCUACUAGGAUCCCGUUUCUCCAAUGCCGCCUGGUCGAAGCUUCUUGAUCGCCCCUUGAGAAACACGAUACAAAAUGCCUGUCGACUAAUCAUCCACUACGAGACCGAUGAGCUGCGACUGGAGAAUGAAAAGAUAGUGAACUAUGGCGAUAAUGACCCCUGGAUGCUGGCGCAACGGUACCUACUAUCUCUAUCGUAUGACCAUCUUGGCCCAGUCGAUAUCCGGGAACCACUCCGACGGUCAAUACUGGUCUUGACCAUGACUCGCUACUGCAAGUUUGGCGUAUUUCCAUGCAUGGAUACGAUUGCGAAGAACCUUAAGAGCUCCCUUGUUACCCGCCUAAACCUUUUUCAGACCGUCGCCCCAGACUUAUUCUUUUGGAUUUUAUACACGGGAGCUCUGGCGGCUCGGGCUCGAAAGAGGUCGGCGAUUUAUCGCUGGUAUUGCGAAAGCCUUGCGGAGGCCUCGGCUGCCUUGAGAGUGAACGACUGGAAUGAGACGGAGCCACUCCUCGAGCAGUUUCUGUACGUCUCGAGAGCUUCGGACCGUGCAGCAGAGGAUGUAUGGCGAGAUGUGAUAUCGUUACGCAAUAAGUGA